Molecule: messenger RNA, 2043 nt
Organism: Sesamum indicum (sesame)
Lineage: Eukaryota; Viridiplantae; Streptophyta; Magnoliopsida; Lamiales; Pedaliaceae
Product: ethylene-responsive transcription factor RAP2-7
Biological process (GO): regulation of DNA-templated transcription
Molecular function (GO): DNA binding; DNA-binding transcription factor activity
Source: RefSeq, a predicted model, not a curated record
CUCUUCCAUGAUUAUUAUUAUUAUUUAAGAUGAUUCCUCCUCACAAUCACAAUGCCACCACCUCCCCUGCAACUCAUUAUAUCUAUUUAUAUUCUCAAGCCCAAGAAUUGGGGAUGUAUAUAGUUGAAGAGCUGUGUAUGUAUGUAUAUAUAUGCUUCAACUCCCAAGAACUGGAUCGCCUCUGAUCAUCACUUCUUUCUCCAUUACUGUGUAAUUUUGAAGACCCUUUUCUCCCAAUGUUGUGUUCCCACCUCCUCCUUUCCUAAUUUUCUGCAUAUAUACUACUUAGCAGCCCUUUGAGAGGACUACAACUUUGAUAGAGGCUCCCCGCUAUACAGAGAUGUUUGAUCUCAAUCUCACCGUAGAUUGCAUCGGGGAGCCGAAUACCUUGGAGGGGCAGUCUCCGGCCACGUCCCUUUCCUCGGUGGUGAACGGCGAGGCAGAAAAUGUUAGCUCCAGCAACGACGACGCGUCCUCCCCACGCGCCUCCGCCUUCACCUUCAACUUCGACAUCCUCAACAGUACUCGGACUGAUGAUCCAGUACUAGGGAACCAUGACCCUGAUGAUCUUGGGUUGACUUCGACCCAUUCGGGAUUGGUGACCCGGGAGCUUUUCCCCGUGAGCCGACUCGGCGAGUUGAUCCGUGGUAGGCGGCAAAAUGAAACGGCGGAUCCCCCGGUCGAUCAGGGACUCCGCCAACACUCCAUACCGGGAAUGGCGGUACAACAACAGCAGCAAGUACAAGCGAGGAAAAGCCGGCGCGGGCCCAGGUCCCGGAGUUCUCAGUACAGAGGAGUUACUUUCUAUAGACGGACCGGCAGAUGGGAGUCCCAUAUAUGGGACUGUGGGAAACAAGUUUAUUUGGGUGGAUUUGAUACUGCUCUUGCUGCUGCCAGAGCUUAUGACAGAGCUGCAAUCAAAUUCCGGGGUGUCGAUGCCGAUAUUAACUUCAACAUCAGCGACUACGAGGAGGAUAUGAAACAGAUUAUGAAUCUGUCCAAGGAGGAAUUUGUGCAGUUACUGCGUCGGCAGAGCACUGGAUUCUCAAGAGGGACUUCUAAAUAUAGAGGAGUCACGCUCCACAAAUGCGGCCGUUGGGAAGCUCGGAUGGGCCAGCUUCUUGGCAAGAAGUAUAUAUAUCUUGGGCUAUUCGACACUGAAGUAGAAGCUGCAAGGGCUUAUGACAAGGCGGCCAUCAAAUGUAAUGGGAGUGAAGCUUUCACGAAUUUUAAUCCGAGCACGUACAAUGUGGAGACCCGAUCGAAACCUUGUAAAGGAGGUAGCCAACAUGAUCUUGAUCUGAAUUUGGGGAUUUCAACAUCUCCACCGGAGGAGAGUGGACGGUUGGGUUCUUUAGUGUUCAAUACUCAUGACGUUCAACACACAAGAACAUCCAAGCUACAUGCGGAAAGUUCUGCCACGACAAUUGUAGGUAAUCGACCACUUAAUGGACUACCAGUAACAUCGGAGCAUCCUAUGUUGUGGACUGGCUUAAAUCCUAAAUUUGUUCCCAUCUAUGAGGAAACAUCAUCUGCCGAAAGAACUGCUUCCAUUUCACCACAAGAAGCGGCGAACUGGGCGUGGAAAAUGCACGGACAGGCUCGUGUUACCCCGAAUGCAACAACAUUGUGUGCUGCAGCAUCAUCAGGAUUCUCGUCACUGGCUAAGACUGUUCCCUUCGAUUCUGCUUCUUUAAUUCCACUCCGCGUCUCAUCUUAUCCUAGUACAUCGCCAAAUACUUGUCCUAAUUACUCUCAGAUGAAGCUGUACUCCCCGCCGUCUUGAUCUGUUGUUCUAGGUUAAAUGUGGAUAUGCAUGUAGAAAUAGCGAAUCAUUUUUUUUUAAAAGUCAAUAACUUUUCGGGUUAUUCUUUUUGAUGGAUAGCAUGGAGAUUGAUAUACAUAGAGAGCAAUUUUAGCUUAGUACUGCCUUUUCAUGUACAAGGAUUCUUCUUAUUAUGUAAUCAAAGUUUUUGUCAAUCCUUAAAAUUGGUUCAUUGGCAAGAACCCACUAAUUCCAGCCAACUUUUUGUGGGUUUUAUG